GGAUUUUUCAGAUUACAGCGGAGGAAUUGGGAGUGUUGGCCCGUGACAGAAAUAGAACGCUCUGGAGAAAUAACUCAUUAAUGCGCUGCCGUUUUUCCACAGGCUGGACGUCAUGUGAGCCGGCAGUAGCCCUACAAGCACAGUUGAAUCUGCAAUACACACUUUUGCAUAACUGUUGCUAGAAGAUAGGACAAACGGUGCAGUGAAAGCCUCACAUGCUCAGUCACAUGCGAUCAAUUAGUGUCCAGGGAGAUUCCUGGUCAUGGGCAGCAUGGAGGAACCUGUAGAGGAGUACAAGUCUCCAUUCAACUUUGAGGAGGGAGUGAACACCAGCUACCUCUACCUGUCACCCAACGAGAAUUUCACCCCUUCGGGCUCUCCGGUACUGUCAUUCAGAGGGACCCAGAGGCCAGACUCCAUCCCAGAGGUGGGUGAGGAUGCAGUGAAUACAGUAGGACCCUCUGCAUCCACCACGGCCCUUACUGAGGAAGAGCAAGCAGAACUCCGCAGUGAACUAGCAAAGGUUGAAGAUGAGAUCCAGACUCUUUCUCAGGUGCUGGUGGCCAAGGAGAGGCAGAUGGCGGAGAUCAAGCGGAAGCUGGGCAUCACUCCACUGAACGAGCUCAAACAGAACCUGAGCAAGAGCUGGCAAGAAGUCACCACCUCCACUGCGUAUAAAAAGACCUCGGAGACCCUGUCCCAAGUGGGUCAGAAAGCGACAACGGCGUUCUCCAGUGUGGGCUCAGCUAUUAGUAGAAAAUUGGAGGACGUUAGUAUACGUUCCAUACAGCAUUCUGCUAGCAUGCCCGUGAUGAGGAACAAGCCCACCUUCAAAUCAUUUGAGGAAAAAGUGGAAACUUUAAAGACCAAAAUGAGCCCAACACCAUCGACGGAAGAUAAUGAAGCAGAUUCAAACUCCACACCUGACACAGAGCCAGUGGUGAAACAGCCAGAGGGAACAGUUACACCAGAUCAAGAACCCCACUGAAGAUCCAUCUGACAACCUUCUAAACCCAUCAAACCAUCCUCUCCUACUCCUCUCCCCUCUUGCUUUAUCUCCUGCGCUCCUCCUGCCACUUCACAGUUGUUUGCCAUGACAGACAGUGGAACAGUUUAAAAGGAGAUAGUGCCCUGCCCCAGUCACAUACAUUCAGAACAUGUGUUUGAAAUACCUAGCAUGCACAGGUGAUGUGCAUAUGGCAUAUCGAAAAGAUUCCAGUUUUUUAUGCUACUAUUCUCUACAUGUCUCCAUAAUUACAUUUGAGCAUUUGCUUUCUGUUAGCUGCCUCUUUUGUGUACUGGAGACUGAGGCAUCUCCAAACAGGACAUGAUGUAGGCAUACACUGGAGUGUGUGUGUGUGUGCUCACAUAAGAAUGUAAGAUGUAUGUUUCCUCGAGCACUAUAAGAGCUGUACAUCACUCAUUUCACUGCAGCAUUGACCUCUGACCCCUGCCCUUUAACCCCUAACUUUAGUUCAGUGCUGCUCGCUUUGCUUACAUGACAGACACGGGCAAUCCUUUAACAAAUGGGGUCUCUUUUUACACACACUUUUGAUGGAUAUAUCCUGGAGUGAUUAUAUAAAGUUCAAAUUAGAUUUUCUAAAUUGUUUACAAUGACACUCACAACCCACAAAAUAAACCAAAAUUCUACUAGCAUGAAUCAGUUACAUUUAGGGGUGCUUUGUGUUUGUCUACAUAUAUAGUAGUACAGUAUAUAAAGUGGUUGUGUUUUUGUCUUAUAUUUUUAAAACAAAUGCCAAAAAUGCAGAACUUCUGGAGUUCUGUGUAGUUCAUUGCGUGUAGUUUAGUCUAAUCAAAAGGUUUUGCAUACAAGUGUGUAUUGUUAGCAUUAAUUACCAUAAUACCAAAUAUGAUCAAACAAUAGUACUGUUAAAGCAUUGUAUCAUCACUUUCUUUUUCUGUGCUUUGGAUUCAUGUUCAUGGUUUAGAUGUGCUAGAGAGCUUGUGUCAUAAAGUGAGGAAACGUGAGUGGUACAGCGUGCUUCAUGUGACUUCAUUUCUCUUUAUUUAUGUAAGGCUUUUGUUCUUGAUGGUACUGCUGUUGCUUUUUUGAGACAGGGACUGACGACAUAUAAUCUAGAAACUGUCCAGAUUAAGAUUGUCUUUAACACACCAAAAAAUGAGUGUUAAUCUGAAAUUAUUAUCUUGCCUUUCAGCACAACUUUAUCAUAUUUUUAAGCACUAGUUACAGUAUUUGUGUUUCAUUGAGUUGAUUAGAGUAUGUGGUGUUGUGCCAUCUUUAAGAUCUUAAAAAAAUCUGGCAAAAUUAAGUUGGUGUUAUCAUAGUUUAUAUAAAAUACAUUAUUUUUCGGUAUUGUUGGCAAAGUUUCUUACAUGCAGAAAACUGUUUAGUAAUGUUUUUAUGGUUGUGGUAUCCUAAAUUGAUUACUAAACACUUUGGCGAGCAGAGGGCUUUCUCCUUUUUGCAUGUGCACAUUUCUGUGAUUUAGGACUUAACACACUAAUUGUUUGUCCCAUUCAAAGCAGAUCUGUUCUCGUAAUAUUUCAUUCUUGGUUAUUUGACUGGGCAAAUGUUAAAUGUACUCUUGACAAAUUAAUUUGGGUGGUGUCCCGUUACAUUCAUUACAUUUUUAUAUUUUGCUUUGAUAUGCAAGACACAAAGUUCGUUUUGCAAAUGCUUGCUGCUAUGCUGCUGCAAGAAAUUUUCUUAUAGAGGAGGAAUAUUACUUAUAUAUAUAUAUAUAUAUACACAAAUUUUUUUUAAGUUUGUAAGUUCAGCAUGAUAGAUCUACCUAGCUGUGAUUUCCAAAAUAAAACUACUAAUAUCAAAGGCAUUGAAUAUGGUCAGCAAAAAGUGUUUAUGGUGACAAAACUGAUAACGAUGAUAGAUGGAUUGUUAAAAAAUAUCUAGGGGACCAAAUAAUUUUUUUGUGUAACCCUUUUCAGAGGUCUGCCUCACUGUUUUCAUAGCUCAGGAUGUGUAUGUUUCCUUUUCAUCAUCUUUACAAUAUGAAUGCUGCUCUACACUGAAUGUCUCGUAUGGGCUUUUGUGUUGGGUAUCAGUUGUAGUGGUUAAUCCUGCUGUUAGGGUCGUCCUAAAAAAACUAGAACUACUUUGAGCACAGAAAUGUGUUAAUUUGUAUGUCCGAUGCUAAUAAAGCACAUUACACACU
Messenger RNA from Myxocyprinus asiaticus (Chinese sucker), 3155 nucleotides. Its product is annotated as tumor protein D52-like. The transcript is spliced from 7 exons. The record is from RefSeq and is a predicted model, not a curated record. Gene Ontology annotation, cellular component: cytoplasm. Gene Ontology annotation, biological process: B cell differentiation. Bases 263 to 988 code for a protein of 241 amino acids. Lineage: Eukaryota; Metazoa; Chordata; Actinopteri; Cypriniformes; Catostomidae.